AUGUCCUCAAACGUGGGCCUAACAACCCCAAGAGGAAGCGGCACAUCAGGCUACGUACAAAAGAACAGCGCCUUUAUCAAACCCCGCAACACAGGCUACGGCGCCCCCUACCCACCGGUCAGCGGCGCAAACGGCAGCAGUCCCAUGGAUCGCCCCUUCAAGCAACGUCUACCAGACAAGCAGAUCCUCGAACACGACCGGAAGCGCGCUAUCGAAGUCCGCGUUAUGGAGGAGCGGGAUCGACUUGAAGAGGAGAAUGAGAGGAUUGAAGAGGAACAAGCCAAAACCAGCAAAUCAAAGUCGAAGACCAGCUCCAAGAAGGAUGCAGAGGGUGAUGCUAAAGAAGAAGGCGAAGAUGAAGACGUUGAAAAGGUCCUUAGCGAAGAAGAAAUCGAUGCGAGAUGCGAGAUUCUUCGGGUGAGGUUGCUUAAGGAGUUGGAGGAUGAGCUUGAGGGCGGUGGCAAGGGUGUGUUUAAGAAGCCUACUGCUGGGGGACGGGAUAAAAGACAGCUUAAGUCUUAUCAGGUUCAUGAGCUUGCUGAAGCUAAGAUUGAAGAGACGGAUCGGUUGAGGAGGGCGCUUGGGAUUCGGGAGGAUCGGGAGACUGGGGAGAUCUCUAGUUCGAGGGAUUCUUGGGGGAACAGGGAGAAUCGGGAGAGGAGAAGGGAGAGGGAUUGA
Messenger RNA from Penicillium antarcticum, 678 nucleotides. RefSeq names its product U2-type spliceosomal complex subunit CWC21 (gene cwc21). The coding region runs from base 1 to 678 and encodes 225 amino acids. NCBI's taxonomy places the organism in Eukaryota, Fungi, Ascomycota, Eurotiomycetes, Eurotiales, Aspergillaceae. The record is from RefSeq and is a predicted model, not a curated record. The transcript has a single exon.